This is a messenger RNA of Pelagomonas calceolata, 1069 nucleotides long. NCBI's taxonomy places the organism in Eukaryota, Pelagophyceae, Pelagomonadales, Pelagomonadaceae. The record is from the annotation of a GenBank genome assembly.
AUGGACUGGGAACCCCCCUUUUGGCUGGCUGCGCGCGCCUCUUUUCGUACGGGUUCGAUCCUCGAUCCGCUCAAGUUGGUCCUGUCCGCGCGCGGUGCCCCUUAUCCAUCGUAAUUACGCGUCGUCGGCAACUCGUAUAUUUCGUUUGCUACUGGGAAAGCAAUCCUGGCAUCAAAAGAUGCAGCCGCGGCCGCGUUUGGGCCAAAAUGGCGCAAGCAGCUGGCGCAAGCAAACGCGGCCGCGGCGGGGCCGAGCGGCUGCUCCGAGGCUCCGCACGCUGUCGCGCACGCGUCGGCUGCUGCAGCUCGGCUGGAUGGCGCGCCGCGACCGAGAAUGAGAGAAAUCCCACGACAUCGGAGAACGCCGAACGAGACCCGCGUCCCACACAGGUCGUUAGAGCCAUGAAGCUCGCCGUGUGCCUUUUGGCCGCGCCGGUCGCCGGCCUGGUGGCGCCGGCCGCGCCGAAGGCGGAGACGCGGCUGCACAGCAGCGACUACGCGAAGACGCUCUACGGCGUCGGCCCCGAGACGGGCUACUGGGACCCGCUGGCGCUGGCGGACCUGGGCACCGAGGUGACGGUCGACUUUUUCCGCGCCGCCGAGGUGAAGCACGGGCGCAUCGCGAUGAUGGCGUCGCUCGGCUACAUGCACCACCUCGCGGGCAUCCAGCUGCCGGGCUACCUGAGCCCGUCCGAGGGCCUGAAGUUCUCGGACCUCGGCGCCAUGUCGCCGGGCGAGGCGUGGGGCAAGGUGCCUGCCGCGGGCGUGGCGCAGAUCUUCGGCGCCUGCGCGGCCGUCGAGAUCUACUCGAUGACGCACGACUCGAAGGGCGACUUCAAGGGCGGCGACUACUGGUUCAAGGGCGGCCUGUCGCCGAACUUGGGCCUCGACCCGCUUGGCUUCGGCAACGCCGACGCCAAGGCCGUCGAGACGUACAAGACGCGCGAGCUGAAGAACGGGCGCCUCGCCAUGAUCGGCAUCGCCGGCUUCGUCGCGGCGGACGUGAUCCCGGGGUCGGUGCCGUCGCUCGCCUAGGUGUGUGGAGGCGUAAUAAGCGGUUGACGUAGUAA